UAUAAACACAUUGGUGGUUUACUGUUUAGUUGGAGGAUUCUUGUGAGUUACUGUUGAAUAUUCGUAUUAUUUUUACAUCAAGAUUUAAGAUUCAGAUAGAAACUUGCUUGUAAUUUGGUUGCUUAAAGAGAUAGCCGGAACAGAUUGAUGGUGUUUGAUUUGUGUCUGACGCAGCAUCGUCCCUUCCUACGCACUCCAUUCUUCCCCAAAAUCAAAUCCAACAACUGCUACUGAACUUGACCUAAUUGACGUCACAACCACCUUCCAAAUCAACAAACCCUCUUCAAUUCCCAAUUCAUGUAUUCCAUCAACCUUCCUACUCCAUCACCCAUAACCCAUCAUCAUCAUCUCUUGCCGGUAAGCCCAUUAUUCAGAUCUUAACUAUUAUGGUGGAAACCCUAAGUUCAUCGCCCUCAAUCUGGCGAUUCAACCACCGCCGUUGGUUUCCCGCACUCUUCUCGUCCUACAAGACCCUUUUCGCACUCCUCUGGAUCGUCGUUUUCGCAUCCCUUUUCAUCUGGCAACGCAAUUUUGUAGAUGGUAUAUCAAUUUUCCGGCGACCCCUCCCUUUUCGUCCAUUGCCUCGUUUCCGACCCGUCGUCUUUAAUCUUACCGAUUUCGGAGCUGUCGGCGAUGGCGUCACAGUUAACACCUUGGCUUUCGAGAAGGCUGUUUUUACAAUUUCCAAGCUAGGGAAGAAAGGUGGUGGUCAGCUCAAUGUCCCCGCCGGAAGAUGGUUGACAGCACCAUUUAAUUUAACAAGUCAUAUGACGCUUUUUCUUGCUGAAGACUCUGUUAUACUUGGUCUAGAUGACGAAAAGUAUUGGCCUCUGAUGCCCCCUUUGCCUUCUUAUGGCUAUGGUAGAGAGCAUCCUGGAGCCCGAUAUGGAAGUUUGAUCCAUGGUCAAAAUCUGAAAGACGUAGUGAUCACAGGGCAUAACGGCACCAUUGAUGGACAGGGUCAAACAUGGUGGAAAAAAUACCGGCAAAAGCUUCUUAACCAUACAAGAGGUCCCCUCGUGCAGAUCAUGUAUUCAAGUGACAUUCUGAUCUCUAAUAUCACUUUACGUGAUUCACCCUUUUGGACCCUCCAUCCUUAUGAUUGUAAGAACGUCACCAUAAGAAAUCUGACAAUCUUGGCUCCCCUUUUCGAGGCUCCAAAUACAGAUGGUAUAGAUCCUGAUUCAUGUGAAGAUAUGUUAAUAGAAGACUGUUACAUAAGCGUUGGUGAUGAUGCCAUUGCAAUCAAAAGUGGAUGGGAUCAAUAUGGUGUUGCUUAUGGUCGCCCUUCAAAAAAUAUCCUCAUUCGAAACCUUGUUGUUCGAUCAAUGGUCAGCGCUGGAAUAUCAAUAGGCAGUGAGAUGUCAGGUGGGAUAUCAAAUGUGAGAGUGGAGAAUGUUCUUGUGUGGAACUCAAGGCGUGCUGUUAGAAUCAAGACAGCUGCAGGGAGAGGGGGAUACAUUGAAGACAUCAGUUAUAAAAAUCUAACAUUUGAGAAUGUAAGGGUUGGGAUAAUUAUUAAAACGGAUUACAAUGAGCACCCAGACAUGGGUUUUGACCCGAAGGCGUUUCCGGUGAUCAGGGGAAUCAGCUAUUCCUCCAUCCAUGGUGAGGGAGUGCGUGUUCCUGUUAGGAUACAUGGGAGUGCAGAUAUUCCAAUUAGGAAUGUAACUUUCAGGGAUAUGUCAGUAGGGACUACAUACAAGAAGAAGCAUAUUUUUCAGUGUGCUUAUGUGUCUGGACGUGUGAUAGGGACAAUCUUUCCAAAACCAUGUGAGAAUCUUGAUCUUUAUGAUGAACAAGGAACACUUGUCAAGAAGUCUGUAUCUGAGAAUGCUUCAGACAUAGAUUAUGAUAUCUGACCAUGGUGUCCUUCACGUUUCAGGGCCUUUCUGUUUUUUUUUUUUUUAUAGUAGGAAAUGUUGAUAUAGAAGAAGGUUUGGUAAUUUGAUAUCGUGCUUUCCUUGGUUUUUAUUUGCAAUACCUGUUUAUAUAAAGGAAUGUUAUACAAAACGCCAAAAGAGGCCCUUUUUUUUUGGUA
Messenger RNA from Lactuca sativa (garden lettuce), 2041 nucleotides. Its product is annotated as putative polygalacturonase. Gene Ontology annotation, biological process: carbohydrate metabolic process. NCBI's taxonomy places the organism in Eukaryota, Viridiplantae, Streptophyta, Magnoliopsida, Asterales, Asteraceae. The record is from RefSeq and is a predicted model, not a curated record. Gene Ontology annotation, molecular function: polygalacturonase activity.